Molecule: messenger RNA, 2051 nt
Organism: Rhagoletis zephyria (snowberry fruit fly)
Lineage: Eukaryota; Metazoa; Arthropoda; Insecta; Diptera; Tephritidae
Product: ice-structuring glycoprotein-like
Source: RefSeq, a predicted model, not a curated record
AACAAUAUGUAAACGGUAGUAGAAUACAUUAUCAAUAGUGUAUCCCAUAUGUCAACACUGCACUAUAUACGAUAUGUAAAUGACUGAUGGUCUGGUAACACAGGCUAUUAAAGAUAUUAUUAUUCGUUCGUCAGCCAAAUAAAACGCAUCGUACUAAAUAAAGUCCUACAUCGUCAGGUGUGGUAAAAGAGCACAUUUCGCGCAAAAUUUUAAACUUAAAAGUACCUCAGCAAUGUCGGAAAAGCAGCAGAUUGCAAAUUCUUUGCGUGAUCUCGGAAUUGUUUUUCGGAGACCGCGACGGUGAGACAGUUGAAAAUCCUUUUAUCAUCGGCCGUAGGAGUACCGCAAAGGGAAAACGGUAACUCGCCGAAAAAAAACAGCUAUUUUGCCAGCAACGGUGACUGCCGCCCCAGCUUCGGCGGCAAAAUCAGUGACGGCGAUCGGCGAUAUAAUUCCGCAAGAUUCGGGAACUACCAACGUACCGAUGAAGCGCAGUAGCGCCACUACAGACAAUAGCAGCGCCCCACCGGCAAACUCCGUAGCAACUUCAGAAAACGUCAGUGCCACUUCAGCAAACCCCAUAGUAUCUUCAGCCACUCCAGCAAACUUCAGUGCCACUUCAGAGACCCCCAUAGCAAUUUCAGCCGCUUCAGCAAACUUCAGUGCCACUUCAGCAAACCCCAUAGUAUCUUCAGCCACUCCAGCAAACUUCAGUGCCACUUCAGAGACCCCCAUAGCAAUUUCAGCCGCUUCAGCAAACUUCAGUGCCACUUCAGCAAACCCCAUAGUAUCUUCAGCCACUCCAGCAAACUUCAGUGCCACUUCAGAGACCCCCAUAGCAAUUUCAGCCGCUUCAGCAAACUUCAGUGCCACUUCAGCAAACCCCAUAGUAUCUUCAGCCACUCCAGCAAACUUCAGUGCCACUUCAGAGACCCCCAUAGCAAUUUCAGCCGCUUCAGCAAACUUCAGUGCCACUUCAGCAAACCCCAUAGUAUCUUCAGCCACUCCAGCAAACUUCAGUGCCACUUCAGAGACCCCCAUAGCAAUUUCAGCCGCUUCAGCAAACUUCAGUGCCACUUCAGCAAACCCCAUAGUAUCUUCAGCCACUCCAGCAAACUUCAGUGCCACUUCAGAGACCCCCAUAGCAAUUUCAGCCGCUUCAGCAAACUUCAGUGCCACUUCAGCAAACCCCAUAGUAUCUUCAGCCACUCCAGCAAACUUCAGUGCCACUUCAGAGACCCCCAUAGCAAUUUCAGCCGCUUCAGCAAACUUCAGUGCCACUUCAGCAAACCCCAUAGUAUUUUCAGCCACUACAGCAAACUUCAGUGUAACUUCAGAGACCCCCAUAGCAACUUCAGCCGCUUCAGCAAUCUUCAGUCCCACUUCAGAGACUUCACUGCCACUCCAGCAAACCUCAGUGCCAUCCCAGCAAACGUUAGUGUCACUCCAGCAAACGAAACCACAGUCUCAGCAGCAACUACACAACCUGCGCCAACGACGGCGCAGCUUCAUUAAACCGCGACGCCACGCCAUUAGUGGCAGCGGUAAGCAGCCAAAAGCCAGCAGCGUUUGAUAACGGUGGCGUAGCAGCAAAUAUAGCCGGCAGAGUAGCGGCUACCACAUAUACCGACGAGCUAACGGAGCUCGAAGUAAGCUCGAGAAACAGCUACGUAUCCUGCAACUGAAAAACGAAAUCAAGAAAUUGGAGGACGUAAAUUCGACACCAAAAUUCCCCGUAAAUUUUAGUGACAUUGAAAACUCCAUCCCAAAAUUUAGCGGGGACGAUGGCGUGGAUUUCCAAAAGUGGAUACAGGAGUUCGAGUACGUCACGAAGUGUUACGGCGGCGACGAAAAAUCAAAGCCCUUGCUAGCACGUUGCAUGCUCACUGGGAGCGCACGACUGUAUGUCAAGAUGGUCGACGUUCACUCCUGGUGCGAUAUAAAACAUUUCCUCAUCAUGGAAUUUAAACGGCCAGCCAGCGUGAAGGAAAUUAAAAAAAAAAACUGGAGUCGCGCGUAUGGGAAAAGACGGAGAGCCUGAUGCACUACGU